This is a messenger RNA of Bactrocera latifrons, 1475 nucleotides long. It is a transcript of the gene Trm7-32, whose product is annotated as putative tRNA (cytidine(32)/guanosine(34)-2'-O)-methyltransferase 1. Gene Ontology annotation, biological process: tRNA methylation; cytoplasmic translation. Bases 1 to 921 code for a protein of 306 amino acids. Lineage: Eukaryota; Metazoa; Arthropoda; Insecta; Diptera; Tephritidae. The transcript has 3 exons. Gene Ontology annotation, molecular function: tRNA methyltransferase activity. Gene Ontology annotation, cellular component: cytoplasm. The record is from RefSeq and is a predicted model, not a curated record.
AUGGGAAAGACCUCAAAAGAUAAAAGAGAUAUAUAUUAUCGUUUAGCGAAAGAAGAGGGCUGGCGUGCUAGAAGCGCAUUUAAAUUGCUACAGAUCGAUGAAAAAUUCCACAUUUUGAAAGAUGUAACACGAGCCGUUGACUUAUGUGCUGCGCCGGGAAGUUGGACCCAAGUACUUUCAAAACGUCUAUACGAGAAUCGCACUGACAACGAGGAGGUAAAAAUCAUAGCCGUGGAUUUACAAGCUAUGGCACCCUUGCCUGGUGUUACACAGAUCCAAGGCGAUAUAACUAAAUUAAGUACAGCGCAGGCCAUAAUUGAUCAUUUCGGAGGAGAAUCACAAAAGGCACAAUUAGUUGUUUGUGAUGGAGCACCUGAUGUUACAGGUCUUCACGAUAUCGACGAAUACAUCCAGAGUCAGUUGCUACUAGCUGCACUUAGUAUUACUACACACGUGUUGAUGACAGGUGGAAAUUUCGUUGCUAAGAUUUUUCGUGGUAAAGACACAAAUUUGCUAUAUUCCCAACUACGCAUUUUCUUUGAAAAAGUAUCCAUAGCCAAACCAGCUAGCUCAAGAAAUUCUAGUAUUGAAGCGUUUGUAGUGUGUCAAAAUUAUCGUUGCCCAGACGGUUAUAUACCACAAAUGAUAAACCCAAUGGCUGAUAACGUACAAGUAAUAGUAGAUGAAACAAACUCAAAUGUAAAUCACAAACUUAUUCCGUUUGUUGUAUGCGGUGAUAUGCGUGGGUUCGACUCAGAUAUGUCGUACAGUUUAAAUCUCAACGAAAACUCGGAAUACACAUAUAAGGAGGUAGUACAAAAACCUAUUUCUCCAGCUUACAAGGAAAUUUUAGAAAAACUUAAAAAUUGUUCGAUCAAACAUUCAGCCAUAACUGUUAAACAUGAAGAUGGAGAGAAAUAAAGCUAUGAAUGUUUCAUUCUAAAAAUUGUAACAAAAAUGAUUUGUAUAUAACAGGAGGAAUGCUUAUGAAAAGAUCAUUGGCGUUAAAAAAUGCCAAAUAUUCACUAUUUUUACAGCGAGGGAUUUAUUUGCUUGACAGAAGUCCAGUUCCGGCGAUUAAUUCUUCAACAUUCAUAAAUACAUAAGUAUUAACGGUACCGCAACAAACAUUUUAUGGGAUGUCGGUAGCUCAAUAAAUUUUUUCUGUGGUAACGUUAAGGAUCUCAAAAUAUUUUCUUACUGUAACUUUUUUCUUGGUCUGAGAAAAGAAAAAAGUCUAGACCUAAAAAUUCGGAGAUGUGGAAGCAAUUCGACGUAAUUUUGACACAGGGGUUAACAAAAAAAAAAAUUGAAUUAAGUUCAAUAGCUCUUUAGCAUGGAUUUUUACUAAUUCUCCAGCCUGUGAGAUAUAUAUUUAUAUAAUUUGAUUUAAAUAAUUUCAUGAUAUUCUCAUAAUUUUAGAAAGAUUUAAUAAGAAAGAAUUCUAAAUAAAAGAUUUUCGGAAAUUAUAACGA